AUGACCCAGUCGCCUACUCAUCCUGCUGCGGCCUCCACUCCAGCACCAUGUCUCUAUGCGCAUGAUGCGCACUCCAUCUUGCCGGUCCUGGCUGCGCAUCUGCCGCACUCCAUCACCGUCUUCCGGCGUCUCCAGCAUGGCCUCGCGUAUCCCAGCUCCACCGCCAAGAUCCUGGCCACUUUCCCACCCGGCGUGACCCCGACGGCCACGGCCACCCCGUGGCUGGCUGCGCGAGUGGAUCUUUUCCGUGGCCGGGAGACCCAGAUGCUCAUCUACUCCAGCCUCGAAGCGGAGCACACGUCAAUUGACCCGAUCAGCCCUGUCGCCCAGUGUAAUGGCGCCGCUACCACCACCCCGGGUCCCGAUACGAUCAGCUACUACGCCGCUACCUUCGCGACGGCCACCCCGGCCGCUCUCGACACGGUCCGGGCCCAAUUAUUGGCCCUGCUCGCGCAUGUCAAGACCCAUCUCCUACCCGAGUACCUGUCAUCCCUGCCAGCAGCGCCAUCAGCUGAAGCCCCGUCCGCGAUGGCGCCUGCACUCUCGUCUCCGCCUUCUUCUUCCAGUCUAUUGACCUCUUCCUCCUCUUCUUCCUCUCCUUCUUCGUCCCCCAAAUCCUCCGACGUUGCACUCAUCCCGCCCCCCGACCCGCAUGCCUUCCUCAUCGGCGCCCUCCACACAGCCCUCUACACCUUACUCACUUGCUCCUCCUCCUUUCCCUCCCCAAACCAACCCUUCAAUCCUCUCCCGGGCCUGCGCAUCCACCGCAUCGACAACCCCCCUACAACAAAUUUUUCUUCCCCCGUUCCGCGCUACCGCUACCACAACAAUGCUGGCCUCCUCGGCGUCCAACCCGCCCACCUAGACCUCGUCCAGAGCCGCACACACAUCCCGCGCUCGCGCGCGCAGCUCUCCACCAUGCCCAGCGUCGCGGUGUACUGCGAUGCCGAGUCCGGCACCGAGGAGGCGCCCAUUGCGUGGGCGUUCUUGGGCAUGGACGGCGCCGUCGCGACGCUUUUCGUAGAGCCGGCGCAUCGUGGACGCGGGCUGGCGCUGUCGUUGUCGCGUGAGACGAUGCGCUGCGGUAUGGAUGCGGAGGGUGUGUUUGGGGAUGUUGGGGUGCAGGGUGCCAGCGGUGCGGAUUGGGUGCAUACGGAGGUUGCGCAAAAUAAUCGGGCUAGUGCCAGGGUGAUGGAGAAAAUUGGCGGAGAGGUGUUGUCGACGGUGAUGUGGACGGUUGUUGAGGUGCUGUGA
Messenger RNA from Penicillium macrosclerotiorum, 1254 nucleotides. RefSeq names its product Acyl-CoA N-acyltransferase. Lineage: Eukaryota; Fungi; Ascomycota; Eurotiomycetes; Eurotiales; Aspergillaceae. The transcript has 2 exons. The record is from RefSeq and is a predicted model, not a curated record. The coding region runs from base 1 to 1254 and encodes 417 amino acids.